This is a messenger RNA of Guillardia theta CCMP2712, 1027 nucleotides long. RefSeq lists its product as hypothetical. The coding region runs from base 4 to 942 and encodes 312 amino acids. The transcript has a single exon. The record is from RefSeq and is a predicted model, not a curated record. Lineage: Eukaryota; Cryptophyceae; Pyrenomonadales; Geminigeraceae.
CAGAUGAGAACCCUGGAGGCUGCCAAGCUCCAGAACUCUGCCGAGCUCCUCGAUACCGUCGAGCAGGCGGAAAAGCAGACCAACGCCAAGAUUGCGCUCGACAGCUCCCUCUUGGCCGCCGCCUCCAAGUUCCAGCAGGAUGUUGGCAGCGAGAAUCUCGGAAGGGAUGUUCCUGUUGAUGUCAAGCAUGUGGCUCAGGAGCUGCGGAGAGCUGAGAAGUCCAUCGGGCCCAUCAGGGCAGCAGUCAAGUCCGCGUCCUCCUUGUACUCCGAGGAGAGGCAGAAGUGGAAGGCUGGAGAAACCCUCGUGAAGAAGCAGCUCCUUUCCAAGUCCUUUGUGGAUCCAGGAAGCGAUAUCGAGAGCUCCCAGUGGAACAAGGACUUGAAUGCUGCAGACAUGAUGCCGAAGAAGGAGUCAAACGCCGUGAGGAUGUCGGCGAUGAGCGAUGGAAGGCUGGAGGACAUGGAGAAGAAGGUCUACAGCUCCGAGAGGAAGCAGCUCAAGAAUCUCAAGCAGAACCUCCACGAGAUGAAGGCGGCCAGAAUCGCCAACGCUGGAUUGGUCGGGGUGCAGAUGGCCAAGGCUGCUACCAGGAGCACGGCUGAAGCAAACCUUCUGGCCGCUGAGAGGAAGUAUGUCUCUACCAUGAACAAGAUCGGCACCAGACAGUCGGCCGUCGGCCAGGAUGCCUCCAGCCUGGAGCUGCAGAUCCAGAAGAAGAGAGCCCAGGCUGAGGCGCUCACUAAGUCCUCGGCAGCUGCUGUUGCCAUCCUUGGAAGGUACGGCAUGUCCCUCAAGGACGUCGCAGCAUCGCAGUCGUCGCUUCCUGCAAGCACUACGAGUUCACCCAAGGUGUCGAGUGCCGUUCAGCAUGGGAAAGCUGAGCCCUCAGGGAAGCAGGCGGUGAGUGGAGCGGCACAGGGCUGGUUCAAGCUGUGGUGAGAAAGGGCGAGAAAGUAUCAGAGAGAUGGUGUUUGACUUGUAUACUUUGAUGAGAUGGGAUUGAAUAACGAAAGACAUGCGGUAG